AUGUUCAGCAAUUCUACCUCAUUGAACGGCAAAUUCAGUCCUUUGCUCACAGGACACGAACAGUCCGAUGAAGACCAGCUCACAUUCGACGAAGGCAUGCUGUAUUCAACUCUGAUACAAUUCUGGAAAACGACCGAAAUCUCAUCAUACAGUUCCCUCAUUACCGAGCGCAUGAAAAAGCAACGCAAUUAUAGCGAUGCUCCGAUAACCCUGGAAAGUUCUGAAAACCAAGUGCUGGGUGCUUGGGGCCUGGCAUCCAUCACAGCUGCAGAGGUGAACUAUCCUGAGUUAGACAAUACGUCUUCAUGGCUGCAGAUGGCUGCACGUAUGGGAAAAGUUUUAUCAAGUCAGAGUUGGGAUGCUAAUGCCUGCGAAGGUGGCCUUCGCUGGGAUAGGGAUUUGUACCAGAAAGAUGCCCUAUCGAACGGACUGUUUUUCCAGCUUGCCGCACGAUUAGCACAUGCCACUGGCGGGAAUCGUUAUGAAAAGAAAGAGCAGAAGGUUGCUUCAGAGUACAAUAGAAAGAUUCUUCAUCGAAAAGUCAUGACCGAGUUCGGCCCAUGGGGCUCCUAUGGAACCGAUGAAACAAUAGACAACACGAUGAAGAGUAUGGUAGGACUGCUUUCGUCUUCGCUUGCCGCUGUCGCCAAUCUGUUACCGGAAACCGCUGAACAAAUCGCGCCACGUCUCAGACCAACCGCGAUUGCUGCUGCGAAACAAUGUAGCGGGACAGCCAACGGGACAGUAUGUGGAUCGGAAUGGACCAAGCCAACAUAUGACGGUAACCCCGGCCUAGGAAGCUCCAUGGGUGCGGUCAAUCUCUUCGUAUCCAUUUUGAUGCUCCCGGAAGACCAGGAAAAGAAAUUGUCAGACAGGGAGAUUGCGGGCAUUGCAGUAGGCUCAGGUGCUGGUGUUGCUUUAAUCGCUACCGCCAUUUUUCUCAUCGUGCGUCGACGGAGAAACUGCAAGAAAAGAACUGUGUCUGAUUCGGAGUAUUCGCCAUGCCACUCUGCUCGGAGCGAGGAUGUGUCGGGGGUCACUAACUGCUCUCAUGAUGUUAUCGAGAGGGCCCCAGAUGACACAUCGGAGCUACCUGCAAGUAAGGACGGUAGUAUGGCGAGGCAUGAACUAGACGCCAUUGGCAGAGCUAUCGGAUGA
Aspergillus affinis is the source of this 1158-nucleotide messenger RNA. RefSeq lists its product as uncharacterized. Bases 1 to 1158 code for a protein of 385 amino acids. NCBI's taxonomy places the organism in Eukaryota, Fungi, Ascomycota, Eurotiomycetes, Eurotiales, Aspergillaceae. The record is from RefSeq and is a predicted model, not a curated record. Gene Ontology annotation, molecular function: mannan endo-1,6-alpha-mannosidase activity. The transcript has 2 exons. Gene Ontology annotation, biological process: fungal-type cell wall biogenesis; carbohydrate catabolic process.